This is a messenger RNA of Ostrea edulis (European flat oyster), 2691 nucleotides long. Its product is annotated as flotillin-2-like. Gene Ontology annotation, biological process: regulation of myoblast differentiation; protein localization to plasma membrane. Lineage: Eukaryota; Metazoa; Mollusca; Bivalvia; Ostreida; Ostreidae. Gene Ontology annotation, cellular component: plasma membrane. The record is from RefSeq and is a predicted model, not a curated record. The transcript is spliced from 9 exons. Bases 147 to 1424 code for a protein of 425 amino acids.
GAAGGUGUAUUUAUCCGGAUUGCAACCAUAUGUGUUCAACUAUUAUAUUCACCGACCCCGAUUUCACAAUAAUCAAACCGCUAAUACGUAGGUGCAAAUAUUGCUUAAUAGAACGCAUCUUAAGCAAUACCUCAUAGUAAGAGAAGAUGGGGAACAUUAACACCGUUGGACCAAAUGAGGCUCUAAUUAUUUCAGGAGGAUGCUGUGGCUCCCAGGGUAGAAAAACCGUGGUGGGAGGAUGGGGGUGGUCGUGGUGCCUGGUGACCGACGUUCAGAGGAUAUCCCUGGAGGUCAUGACCUUGAACCCUGUUUGUGAAAGUGUGGAGACCUCAGAGGGUGUACCUGUUACUGUGACAGGGGUCGCUCAGGUUAAGAUCAUGAGAGAACCGGAGCUACUGAAGACAGCCUGUGAGCAGUUCCUGGGAAAGAGUGUCCGACAUAUUGAGUCAGUGAUUCUACAGACACUGGAGGGUCAUCUCAGGUCCAUUCUGGGAACAUUAACUGUGGAGGCAAUUUACCAGGACAGAGAUCAGUUUGCACAGCUGGUCAGAGAAGUAGCCUCUCCUGAUGUUGGGAAGAUGGGUAUUGAAAUCCUUAGUUUCACCAUCAAAGACAUCAAUGAUCGAGUGGAGUACCUCUCAUCGUUGGGAAGGGCCCAGACUGCUAACGUAAAGAGAGACGCAGACAUUGGAGUCGCUGAGGCAAACAGGGAUGCUGGAAUCAGGGAAGCAGAGUGUGACAAACAGCUGAUGGACACCAAGUUCCAGGCAGACACCAAGAUAGCCGACUCAGCCAGGCAAUACCAGAUGAUGAAAGCCUCUUUUGAUAUGGAAGUCAAUGCUAAGAAAGCUGAGGCAGAGUUGGCAUAUGAGCUACAGGGAGCCCGUGAACGACAGAGAAUUCGACAAGAAGAGAUUGAGAUAGAGGUUGUGGAGAGGAGGAAGCUGAUCGACGUAGAGGAGAAAGAAAUUAUGAGGAAGGAGAAGGAGCUGAUAUCUACCGUCAAGAGACCAGCAGAGGCUCAGGCAUACAAGGUCGAACAGCUGGCUGAAGGUCAAAGGAGAGUGACUGUGGAAGCAGCCCAUGCUGAGGCUGAGAGGAUUCGUCUGAUUGGUGGAUCUGAGGCUGGUGCCAUUGAAUGUGUUGGUAAAGCUGAGGCAGAAAAGAUGAGACUGAAAGCUUCUGCUUACAAACAGUACGGAGAAGCUGCCAUGUUGUCUCUUGUUCUGGAGACUCUACCAAAGAUUGCUGCUGAAGUGUCCGCCCCUCUGGCUAAGACAGGCGAGAUUGUCAUGGUUGGAGAUGACAGAACUACCAGUGAAGUGAGUCGUCUUGUGAGCCAGCUUCCUCCUGCUGUUCAGGCCCUUACUGGCGUGGAUCUCUCUAAGGUUGUUGGUAAAAUCCCUGGUGCCUCAACGUCCUAGAGACCCAUGUGUUUCCUGAAACCUGCAUGCUUUAUAAAUAAGACAUUUUACCAUUGUCUGUUGUGUUAUUGUGUAGAGUUAUUUUACACUUCCAUCAACUGAUAACCAAUCAACAGCAUCGUUAUAUAAGCAGUUGUAUUGUCUGUAACAUAUGUAUAAAUUUCAUUUACCAUAGCAACAUCCGUUAUUUAUGUUGCUCUACUAGUCAUCAUAUCAUUUCUUUCUCUCAUUGUUCAAUUUUUAAAUCUGAUUCUAUAAUACCUGCCUUAUGAAGCAGUGAUUUUGCUCAAGUUUGUGUACUGGUUACCGGUAAUGUAAAAAAAAAAAUUCUUAAGUAGGCCAUUUUAAAACUUUUUUUUAUGGUAUAUAUACACUGUAUCUCUUCGUUGGAAUAUUCUUUAAUCUAAGGGUUAGUGAACUUUACAAAAUAAAAGGAUCAAAGACUUGCAGAGAAGAAGGCAGGUGAUGCCGUGCUGCACCUGGUGGAGAGAAGUGGUAAAGCUGCUACACACUACUCUGGGAUUAGAACUUAGAACUGAUUGUUAUUGGCAGCUAUUGUCCUUUUGUAUAUUUUUGUUGUUUUAGUACAUUGUUUUAUACAUAUUUCAAAGUAGUCUUGAAAUAGGAUUUUUUUUUUAAAGAAUAUAUUCCAACAUUCUGAGACUGUUUUGUAAUUAUUAAGUUAGCAAUCACACAAGCAAAGUUAUAAAGGAGGGGAAUUUUAAUAGAGUUUGGAUUUUUUUUUGCAAUGAAGCGAGCUACUGUAAUCGCAUGUAAAUAUGGUCAUUAAUGUACAAAGCUGUUCAAAAAACGGGUAUAUGCUUUGUCAUUGCAGCAAAUCCAAGCAUUUGCUAAAGGUGAAGUUCUUUUCUGAUAACAUACAUGUAGAUCAAAAAUUGACCUUUCAGUUUGGGCAUUUUGUAAGUGUAAGAAGUUUUCUUGUGUUUUCUACUUGUAACACAAUACUUGCUGCAGUACAACAUUAGCAGAUUAAAUCUCUAUUGCACCUGAAGAAAAGUUUUCUUGUAAAAAUCACCUGUUAUUUGGCAAAUAUUUUUUCCAUUGAUUAGCUACCCACUAACACUAUGUACUGCACCUCUAUAGAUUCAUAUUUUAUGUGCUUGUUUUUCAUUUUGUAUGUUGUAGAAUAAGCAAUACAAUACAAUGUACAUUUCAGCAAACCAUGAAGCUGGAUAUCUAUAUGUUACUCAUUGUAUUUAAUUAGUAUUUAGUAUACCUUUGAAAUAAAAUUUUAGUAAAAAAUGAA